UCACUGUCAGAUCACAUCUGUUGCGAGCUUUUCCCUGAACGAGGAAGGUGAUWGUYAUCAAAGAAAAGUCGCUGCAAAUUCCUUAUAAAAUCUUGCUUUGCUGGUCAAAGAGAGGAAAAGRCCGUUCUUUAUCUUGGUUUUGAACUAUUUACUACUUUUAAACGUGAAAAUAUGAAGAUUGUUCUGUUUGCSGACUUUAUUGCAACGAACCAUGGACUAAACCAAGCACAAUACGUACUGAAGCAACUUUGUGACCAAGGACAUCAUAUUUCACUUUUUGAAUGUUCUGAUGUCAGUAUUCCAAUUCUUAUCUAUGAAGAACCAAGCACAGCAAUUCAAGGAGUUUAUGAAGAUCCACUGCGACUGCUUGAAAGAAAAGUGUGUGAAGCAGAUGCAAUCUUGUUAGUGACAGACAGACCAACAUUUGAAACACCAGCCUCCYUAGCAACAGUAAAGAAACAUUUCAGUGGUGGUAACUAUGUGUGGCGGCCAUAUGGAAUAAACUGUAUAUUAAUAGGUGGAUCAGUACACAGUCGUAAAGUUGCCAUGGUCUUGCAUAGCCUGCUGGAAGGGUCAGAUUACAUGUCAGGGUGCUUGCCAAGACGGUGUUCCUGGACAAAUUUAUAUGCAAUUGAUUACAGUAUGGAAACYCCUGGACCUUGUGUCUUGUAGCCGCUUCUCAAAGACUUACUGGCUGUGUUUUAGCAGCUAGUAUUAAUGCACUCACAUUAUAAAGACUUCAUAGAUAUAUCACUCACCCAAGUUCUACCGUUGGUUCAUUUAUAAAUUAGCUAACAUAAGAAAAAUUCAAGAAAAAAAAAACUGAGUUCUUUUCUGGUGCUCUUGUGUUCGUUGUUUAUCCUGAAACUGAAGUGUGUCAGACUAAAACCAUUAAUAUAAAAAUAAGAAUAUUUGUAAAGUUAAUGUUUAUAGGGUUUGUAAAUAUAGGAAUAUUUUGUGUAUAUAAAGAAAGAGAAAACUUUUAUUGUAAAUAAAAACUAUCAAAUUAA
This is a messenger RNA of Exaiptasia diaphana, 1010 nucleotides long. RefSeq lists its product as uncharacterized. The record is from RefSeq and is a predicted model, not a curated record. The coding region runs from base 172 to 672 and encodes 166 amino acids. The transcript is spliced from 3 exons. Lineage: Eukaryota; Metazoa; Cnidaria; Anthozoa; Actiniaria; Aiptasiidae.